CUUUGUGGGUUGGAAUUUUGUCAACAGCCUUUAGUUUAUAUGUUAAUCUAUUGUUAUUUCGCAGGACAAGCUAGUCAAGAUGUCCAGGAUCCCGAAGCACUUUGGACUGAGCUACAAAGAAGAAUCGCACAUGUUUAGAGAGCUUGAGAAGGUCCGCAGGAAGACCAAACAGGAUUUUCAACGCUUCAAGCAGAGGCUGGCCUCCAAGACCCUCGUGGAUGGAGUCCCGGUGGUCUGUGGCCCGGCCAGGCCCGGGGCCAAGGGGGGCUUUCCCCGCGCUCGGCCCCGGGAGCCGCCGGGGCUCCUGCGUUGGGCCAAGGACCCCGCGGCCCCCGCGGCGGGCCUCCUGCAGCGGGCGCUCCGCGACGCCGGGCCCUGGGGCCCCGGGGAGGGCGCCGCGCCCUGGAGGCCCCCGUUCCGCCCCCGGGACUUCUACCUGCGGAGCUCCGCGUUCCGCCGGCACCGGGCCUCGAAGGAGCCGCCGAUCAUCACCACCGGAGCCGGCACGUCCAGGCCCGUGGUGCUGAGGCCGCCCCCCGCGUGGAGGAGGAAGCCGGCGGAGCGCGCGGGCCGCUGGAGCCCUCAGCCCGCGGAGGCGCAGCCCGAGCUCCGCUCGUCCCCCGCCCGCGCCCGGUCCCCCUUCCCGGCCCCAGCCCGGGCCCGCGCCCGGGUGCACAGCUCCAAGGUGCCGGCGGCUCCGCCCGGGGAGGCCUGGGCCACCAGAGAGACAAAGGGCCGCGCGACCUCCAGGACCUCCAGCGCGGGGGGCGAGGCGGGCGGCCGGCGGCGGAGAGUGAGGAUCCGCUCCCAGGUCCUGCGCGACAGCGCGCCCGCCACCCCGUGGGACACGCCCCGCGCCGCCUCCAAGGCCAGCGCCGACAGCCUGGCCGCCAGCGAGCGCCUGAGCGCCAGCGCGCAGUCCCCGCUGCCCGUGCGCCUGCUCCCCACGUCCAUCGAGGAGAUCCUCGCCUCGCAGCAGUCCGAGGCCCACCUGGCCUCGGACCAGACCAUCAAAGAGCUCAUACAGAGCGUCCUCGGCCAGAACUACGACAUUAACAUGGAAGACAUUUCUUUAAUGGGAAAAAUGUACUGGCACAGAACAUCUCAAAUGCAAACAGAGCAAGAGUUGCCGAUAAGUACUGAGGAAGCUCAACUGAAUGAGGCUGAUGAAAUUCCUGAGACUGUAUCAAGUGUUUUUCCAAGUGAACAAGAAGAUAUAUUAGAAUGGGGACCCUCCGAUGCAGAAAGUGGGGUAUUUAAACCUCAGGAAUCUUCAGAAGUUCAGCAAGCUGGUGACUCAAAUAAACCCUUGGAAGAUAAACAGUUUAUAGGUGGAUCAGAAAAAGCCAAACAGUUAUCUAUAAAGGUGAAAUCAUCAGAAUUAUUGCAAAUCAGAGGAAAAGAAGUUAAACUAACUAAAACUCAACCAGAAUUUCUACGACAAAGAAAGUGUGGAAAAUCCAAGCAGGAUCAAAAACGAUUUAAAGCAAAAAUUCCACAAGAUCUCGCCAUUCCUACCCUUCAUGAUCUGUGCACCACUGUCCCCGACCGGGUGCUGCCCGUUGACUUGCAUCUGGCUUCUCGAGUGUAUCAUACAGCCAGCAAGAGAGGCCAUGAUACUAUACUUGAAGUAUUUGGAAAUUCCUUCUUCGAUGAUCACUUUACAGCUAAAGAGCAAAAGUAUCGAUUAUGGCAAGGAAUCCCUCUUAUGAGUGACAAUCAAGCAUAUGUUUCCGACCUUCCAACAAUGCCAGUGAUACCACCUGAACUGCCACAAGAAACUAGAUGGCAUGAUCAGAAACCACGCCUACAGCUCUUUGGAGAGGAAAUGUGUGCUUAUCCAGGAAUUACAAAGUUCUUUUGGAAAUCAACUUCACAAAAAUUCUCUGUUCCUGUAUCUGUCAUGAAGAAAACAGUGUAUCCAAACUAUGAGAGUGUUCAAGGAAGUAGAAUUUUAAUUGAGAAAUUUUUAUCUGAAAGCAGGGAAAGUGUCGUUGUUUUAAGUCAGCAAACUCAAACUAUGAGGAUUUUUUCCCUAAGAAAAUCUGCAUCAUAUGAAAAUAUCCCAAAAUCUUGCAGCACACGAUUUUCACAAUUAAAGAGAAUACAUUCUGCAAUUGAAUUGAGUAAGGAGAAGACCGUAACUCCAUUAAAGGUUAAGAAUGACAUGGAAAGCAGUUUAAAAGAGGUGCUGUUUCAGAAAGCUAAGGAAUUGGAACGUCGUCAGGAGGUUGAGCAAACUGAAACUGAGGAAAUCACCCAGGGGAAAGAAAAUCUAGAUAACAUCUUAGAUACCAUGGAGGACAGUCACAGUCUGAGAACUGUGUCUCUUUCUCUCAUUGAAGCAUCUAGAAAAGCUGGCAUUAGUUACAUUGUUUACCCCAGGAAAAGGAAGACGAAAUCGAAGAAAUUCUCUAAACUUUCAACUGUGUUGGCCGAUUUAUCCAAGCCUCCAAAAGUUCUAAGCAGGUCAACAUCUCAUGGAAUCCUUCCAGAACAGAAGAAAUAUUUGAUCAAACUGCCUUUAUAUGAACGUCAAUUUCGGAGCCCGAGCCUGCCUACGUAUUUAAAUUUUGAAAAAUUUGUCCAACGUAAGGGAGGAAUUCCAGAAAAUAGUGAUGUUCGAACAUGGGUUCUUGAUAUAUUCUCUAAGGAAAUAUAUCAGAAGACAAAAGAAGAGAAAGUUGUUAAAAUAAUUGUUCAGAAAGACUUUCCUGUCAAAGAGAAAGAACCGCUAGAACUAGAACUGAAUGAUUCUUUGAAGUGUGAUCUUCCUCUAGAAGUCAUUAAACAUUAUGAAUCUGAAGUGAAGAUCUUGACUGAAGAUAUAAAUAGUAAGAAAACAUAUCCUGCAUUUUCAUAUUGUAGGCGUGGAGCUCUGUAUAGGAAACUGGGGAAGUUACAGAGUGCCAUGGAUGAUCUACAGGAAGCUAUAUUCUUGGAACCACUGUUACUCAAUGCCUAUUGGCACCGGCAUCUCAUUUAUCUUUUCCAAGACAAAUUUAAUGAAGCUUUGGAUGAUCUGAAUUAUAUAACUAAAUGUAAUAAAAAUAAUGCAGAGGCAUAUUUGUCAAAGGCAGAAAUUUUCAGGAAAAGAAAAGAGGUUACUCUGGCGAUUCUAAAUUAUACCCAGGCAAUCAAGUUGAAGCCCAUGGAUGCUGAUAUAUAUUUCAGGAGGGGUGAGAUGUAUGAAUUAACAAACAAAUUCUUGGCCAUUGAUGACUUUUCUACAUGCAUUUUUUAUGAUCCCAAAAGAACAGUUGCAUUAUUGAAGCGUGGAAUGUUUCACUAUGAAAAUGAAAACUGGAACUCAGCCAUACAGGAUUUUACAGCCUUAUUAAAUGUAGAUCCCCAAAAUUCUCAAGCAAGGACAUACCGAGGGAAAUCAUAUUUUAAACGACAGUUUUAUAAGCAAGCAACUCAAGAUUUUUCUGCUGCAAUUCACUUGGAUCCUAAUAACUGGCUAGCGUAUUAUUAUAGAGGCUGCAUAUUUAGAAAGGGUAAUCCUUUUAGAGCACUACAGGAUUAUAGUGUUUCAGCUCUCAUAAAUGAUGGCUAUGAGAAUCUUGGUUGUUUCCUACAUCGGGGCAUACUCUAUGCACAUCUAAAACUUUGGUUGCUGGCAAUUUGUGAUUUUGAAACUGUUAUUUCUUUAGAAAGAACUGUUACUUUGGCUUAUAUAAAUAUUGGCAUCAUAGAUCUGCUACAUUUAGAUAACUACAUUGACGCCACUUGGCAUUUUUCCGAGGCUAUUAAAAUUGAUCCUUCAUAUAUUCAAAGCUAUAUGUGUCUAGCAGAAACUUACAGUAAGGUGCAUAAAUUGCAAAAGGCAGUAAGAGAGAUAACUCGUGCUAUCCACCUUCAGCCGGAUCGAAUCGAGUUAUAUAUAAUAAGAGGACAAUAUCUUCUUAGGAUGAAAUGUUAUGAUCUUGCAAAGUUCACUAUUUACCAAGUAGCAGAAAUGAACAAAGGUCUCAUUGAGUUGAGUCCUAUACAGCAAGCACUCAUUUAUUCAUUUUGUGAAAACCAUGAGGCGGCCAUUCAGGUGUUGGAUGGGGCCACUUUGAAUAAGCCUGAGAUCAACAUGAUUAUUCUAUUAGCAAAAACCCAAAUGAAGGCAAAGAGAAACAAGGAAGCUAUGAGACUGUUUAAAAAGGUUUUGGAUCUCUGUUGUCAUCCGAAUGAGAAAGGAUCGAAUGCCUUAGAGGCGUCAGUGGACUGUCUGUAUAACUUGGGUCUUUGUUACAUGGAUGAAGGCAACUUCCAAACGGCUUUUGAUUAUUUUAGCAAAGCUGUGAAAAUAAAUCCCAGUUUUGCAGAAGGCUUCCACCAACGAGGGCUUUGUAAAAUAAAACUCCAGAGGGAUAGCUCAAUCCUGGAUUUUAACCGUGCAAUUACGUUCAAUCCACAGCAUUAUGAGGCAUAUUUAAACCGAGUAGCCUUCUAUGGGUUGAAAGGCAGAUACUCCAAAGCAAUCUUGAACUGUAACGAGGCCAUCAAAAUUUAUCCUCAGAGUGUGCGAGCUUACAUCUACAGAGGUGUUCUCAAAUACCACAACAGGACCUGUAAGCUAGCGAUUACAGAUUUAACUACCGCUAUCAACAUGGACAAAAACAGUUAUGUAGCAUUUUAUAACAGAGCAUUGUGUUACACCAAGAUAGGCGAACUUCAGAUGGCAUUAAUAGAUUAUGGCAUCGUGCUUCUUCUUGAUCCUGCAAAAACUGUGGCAUUCAAUACCUUAGUUAAUCGUGGACUCAUCUACUUAGGACAAGGGCAUCACCAUUUUGCACUAGAGGAUUUUAAACAAGCUGCUUUUCUGAGCAAGACUAAUGUGAGCCUUUAUCAAGCCACCGCCAUGUGCUGUCACAGAAACAAAGAGUUUGAAGAAGCUGUCCUUUUCUUCACACGGGCUAUUAGUAUCAAUCCUUGCUUUGUGGAUGCUUACACUGGACGGGGAAAUUCUUACAUGGAAUAUGGUCACAGUGAAGGCUACAAACAAGCACAGAAGGAGUUUCUGAAAGCGUUGCAUUACAAUCCAAUAUGCCUAAAAGCCAGAAUUUCUUUAGGUUACAAUUUGCAGGCCCAAGAAAAAUUCCAGAAAGCUUGGAACCACUUUACCAUUGGCAUAGAAAUUGAUCCAAAGUGCCACCUAGCCUAUGAAGGGAGAGCUGUGGUCUGUCUUCAGAUGGGCGAUAACUUUGCUGCAAUACAGGACAUUAACACUGCUAUUAAGAUCAAUGCUACAGCAGAAUUCUUAACAAAUCGUGGUGUGAUUCAUGAGUUUAUGGGUCAGAAACAAAACGCAAUGAAAGACUAUCAAGCAGCAAUUUCUCUAAACCCUACCUAUGCACUGGCUUACUUUAAUGCAGGAAAUAUCUACUUUCACCACAGGCAGUUUUCCCAGGCCAGUGACUACUUCUCAAAGGCUUUACAGUUUGAUCCAGAAAAUGAAUGUGCUGCCAUGAAUCGAGCUAUUGCAAAUACAAUAUUAAAGAAGUAUGAAGAAGCAAAAGAAGAUUUUGCAAAUAUAGUUGAAAACUGUCCCUUUUGGGCUGCAGCAUAUUUUAAUAGAGCACAGUUCUACUGUUGUUUAAAGCAAUAUGAAUUAGCUGAGGAAGACCUAAGUAAAGCUCUGUCUUUGAAUCCUAAUGAUGCUCUGAUAUAUAAUCUUAGAGCAGAAGUUCGUGGUAAAAUAGGUGUGAUAGAGGAAGCUAUGGCUGACUAUAACCAAGCACUUGAUCUUCAAGAAUAUGCCAAAUGAUAUGAUUACAUAGACUGGUUUCUGAAGCAGUUUACAGAGCUCUUAAGCCAGAAAUUGAAAAGUAUUUGUUGUAUAAAACAAAGUUGUACUAUCUUCACUAUUGUACUCAUUAUGUUUAGUCUUCUCUAUAAUCCUUUAAAGCAUUUUAACAACAUAUUUAUGCUCUAUAUUAAUUUUAAAACAUUUAGAUCAUUUUUUUUUUGCCUAUAUGGAAAAACUCAAUAAUUGAAUUUCUUCAUUGGGUGCAGAAUUUAAAUGGGAAUGUUCAACACUUCAAAUAUUCUCUUUAAAGUAAAAUAAUUCCUUUAGAAAUAUUACUGCAUGAUUGUAGAAAAAGUGUUAACCAUUUUAUUAAUAUCUACUCACAAUUAAAUUCCAUGGAAUACAGAUUUAAAAAUAAAUAUAGAGCUGAUGACUAUAAAGAAAUUGAACUCAUGUGCAUUUUCUCUCUCCUCCUUUAAGUAAUGUCUAUUCAGGCUUGUAUUUCUCCUACUGCUCACAUUCUUCCAACAGAUAAACACAUUCCAUUUUCUUAAUGUUCCCUCCCUUCCAGUA
Molecule: messenger RNA, 6316 nt
Organism: Pipistrellus kuhlii (Kuhl's pipistrelle)
Lineage: Eukaryota; Metazoa; Chordata; Mammalia; Chiroptera; Vespertilionidae
Gene: TTC6
Product: tetratricopeptide repeat domain 6
Exons: 31
Coding region: 80-5761 (1893 amino acids)
Molecular function (GO): protein binding
Source: RefSeq, a predicted model, not a curated record